AUGUCCACGGCUGCGUCAUCCUCAUCAGCGCCUCCGACGGUUGUUCGCAGCCUUUCCACUUCAUCACGCCCUCAAGCGCAGCGUCCCCCGUCGUCCGAUCUCCCCCACAGGGCUCGAAGCACCACCACUAGACCGCCUUCAUCCUAUUCCAACCACCACUCGUCUUCUCGAUCUCGGUCCUAUGACCGUCCUCCUCCCUCGAACCCCGCUGCGUUCGCCAACGUAGCUCGCCGGGACUUUGAGCCCUCCAACGCUGCCUGGACUUUGUCUUCCCGUCGGGAAAGCUCCAGAGAUCGCUCUCAAGAGCGACACCCUUACCGGUCCGACUCCGUUCGCUCCCAGCAUCAUCGGGCCUCAUCCAGACAUCAACGGGACAGCAUCGAUAUGGCGGCAGCGACGACGGCUCCUGCGGUCGCGGACGGCGCCGCAGCGCCAGCACAACCCGUCCCCGGUUCGCAACCGCCCGCUGCGAACCCCGCUCAGCCGAAGCGUCGAACUAUGAUCACUACUCCGACCGGUCAAUGGGCCCUUGGGAAAACCAUUGGAGCUGGAAGCAUGGGGAAGGUCAAGAUUGCCAAGAAUCUGGAAACAGGGGAACAGGUUGCUGUGAAGAUUGUUCCGAGACAAGCAAUCGACGAACAUCGCAGUGGCCGAGACGCCGAACGAGCGGAUCGCUCCAAGGAAAUCCGGACUGCGAGAGAAGCGGCCAUCGUUUCCCUCCUCGACCACCCGUAUGUCUGCGGCAUGCGGGAUGUCGUCCGCACGACCUAUCACUGGUAUAUGCUGUUUGAAUACGUCAACGGAGGCCAGAUGUUGGACUACAUCAUCUCUCACGGCAAGCUCAAGGAGAAGCAAGCCAGGAAAUUUGCUCGUCAAAUCGCCAGUGCCCUGGAUUACUGUCACCGGAACAGCAUCGUGCAUCGGGACCUCAAAAUCGAGAAUAUCUUGAUCAGCAAAACUGGAGACAUCAAGAUCAUCGAUUUUGGGCUCAGCAAUCUCUUUUCGCCUCGCAAUCACUUGCGGACCUUCUGCGGCAGUCUGUACUUUGCUGCUCCGGAAUUGUUGCAGGCAAGACAAUAUACUGGCCCCGAAGUCGAUGUCUGGAGUUUCGGAAUCGUCCUCUACGUCCUCGUCUGCGGCAAAGUCCCCUUCGACGACCAGAGCAUGCCACAGCUCCAUGCUAAGAUCAAGAAGGGCGUGGUCGAAUAUCCUCAGGGGCUCACAGCAGAAUGCCGCCAUCUCAUCUCACGCAUGCUUGUCACAGACCCUAAGCAGCGAGCCACUCUAACAGAGGUCAUGAAUCACCCGUGGAUGACCAAGGGAUUCAACGGUCCCCCCGAAAACUACUUACCCAACAGAGAACCUCUCCAGCUGCCCUUGGACCCCGAAGUGAUUGAGAAGAUGACAGGUUUUGAUUUUGGUCCCCCGGAAUAUAUUACGGCGCAACUUACCAAAACUCUUGAAUCGGAGGAGUAUCAACAGGCCGUCAAGAUGUAUUCCCGAGAACAAUCGACUUCCAACGCAGGAGGUGAGAAGAAGAGAGGAGUAUUCGACUUCUACCGACGCCGGAACUCCUCCAGCAGAGAUACUCUCUCAACCCCCUCUGCCGAGGCUGUGCAACUGGGGAACGACCCUUUGAAUGCCUACAGCCCCUUGGUGUCAGUUUACUUCCUUGUCAAGGAGAAGCUGGACCGGGAAAGAGCAGCAAAGAACUCUGGGACGCUCGGUAUCCAUACACCCGGUGAUACGGUCCUCAAGAUGCCUGACCUACCGGCUCCCGAAGCGGCGCAUACCAAUCAGUACGAAUUGCCUGGGGAGAAAGACACUGGUGGAAGAACUCGUCCACGUGCGAGAACGCAUGGAGAUGACGAGAUCGGGGAGGGAAUCAAGAAACUCCAUCUCGGUUCCUCCGCCGCAGCUCCAUCUCCUGCUGUUGCGGCCCCACAACCCGAAACGCCUGCGAAGAAAGAGAGCACUGCGAUCGGUAUGUUGAGGCGCUUCAGCACGAGAAGGAUAAAAGACCGAGGUCGUGACAGUGACCGCGAGAAGGUCGUUUCCACUGCAACGCCAGCUUUGAAUGUACAACCACCAGCCGACCUGGCUUCGCCCCCUCAUCGGCACUUAAGCAUGAGACGGACGCGGCGCGCAGAGCCGUCUCCUACAACGAUCCAUCCUUCGGAAAGUCAGCCACAGCAUCAAGAUCUCUUGCGAACUCCGGGAUCGGCACCGCCGGCCUCGCAAUCCAACAAGUUCUUGGAGAGAUCCACGAGCGUGAAUUCGGCAGACUACCGUUCCCGACGAGUGGCAAGAAGAGGCGGUUCCGAUGCGAUGGGAUCCGGGAACGAACCCCCUCUCACGAGUGGCUCCGACCAUUCCAGCAUCAACGGACAGAAGGCCCAGCCAGGCGACUCUACAGGGGCGCAGGACUCCAAGCUCCCGUCUCGUGGUCACACGAUGAGAACGAAGUCUCUGGGUCACGCGCGGCGCGAAAGCAUUCAGGCUAGAAGAGCUCGGCGUGAGGAGGCCAAAGAAACCGCUGUUCCGGAAGCAGCAGAUGAUGGCGAUCUUUCGGGCACGGGAACGGCUUUGGAGAGCGCGAACACUGGCGAAGACUUUGCCAAACCAGUCUAUCUGAAAGGACUGUUCAGCGUUUCGACGACCAGCAGCAAGCCUCUCGCCUUCAUCCGUGCCGAUAUCAUCCGAGUUCUCAAGCAGCUUGGCGUUGAAUACACGGAGAUCAAAGGGGGAUUCAGUUGUCGCCAUGCUCCGAGCAUCGAUCUCGAUAAGGUGGUCGACACGGGUCCACCAAGCCCUGACCGACAAGGGCAGGUUUCCAGUCACCGGCGCCGGAUUAGUUUUGGAGGAUUGCGCAGUCACGAGCGGGAAGAAUCGAAGGACGAAACCAGGGCGGCGCAUUCAUCGAGGUUCACACGGAGGACCCAGGGACCGCCGGACCGUAGCUUUAUCACCAACUCAGAGGGGUCGGACGAGUAUGUUCCGCCUCGCGACAACGUUGUGGUCGGUGAGCGGGUGGUUGGCGAGACUACCACCAGGGUUCAGAGUGACACAGGAGAGAAUCUGGUUCUCCGAUUCGAGAUCUUCAUCGUCAAAGUGCCUCUGUUCUCGUUGCACGGUAUCCAGUUCAAGAAAGUGGCGGGCGGCAUGUGGCAGUAUCGAGAGAUGGCCAAGAGGAUCUUGGACGAAUUAAAGCUCUGA
This is a messenger RNA of Rasamsonia emersonii CBS 393.64, 3216 nucleotides long. Its product is annotated as Serine/threonine protein kinase Kin1. Bases 1 to 3216 code for a protein of 1071 amino acids. Gene Ontology annotation, cellular component: cytoplasm. The record is from RefSeq and is a predicted model, not a curated record. Gene Ontology annotation, biological process: microtubule cytoskeleton organization; intracellular signal transduction; protein phosphorylation. Lineage: Eukaryota; Fungi; Ascomycota; Eurotiomycetes; Eurotiales; Trichocomaceae. Gene Ontology annotation, molecular function: ATP binding; protein serine/threonine kinase activity; tau-protein kinase activity. The transcript is spliced from 3 exons.